This is a messenger RNA of Sorex fumeus (smoky shrew), 4388 nucleotides long. RefSeq names its product MLLT6, PHD finger containing (gene MLLT6). NCBI's taxonomy places the organism in Eukaryota, Metazoa, Chordata, Mammalia, Eulipotyphla, Soricidae. Bases 409 to 3666 code for a protein of 1085 amino acids. Gene Ontology annotation, biological process: regulation of transcription by RNA polymerase II. Gene Ontology annotation, molecular function: nucleosome binding; histone binding. The record is from RefSeq and is a predicted model, not a curated record. Gene Ontology annotation, cellular component: nucleus. The transcript is spliced from 20 exons.
GCGCGGGGCGGGCGGGCGCCCGCGAUGUGCCACUCGGCGCCUCCCCCGCCGGGCCCGGGCUGCGCGGCGGCCGGGCGGCGCUGGUAGCGGGGCGCGCGGCGGCGCCGAGGGGGCCAGCCCGGCGCGCGCGGGGCUCAUUGUUGGGGGGGGGCCGUCGGGGCAUGAGGGCGAGAGCACCGCGGGGGGGGCGGCCAGAGCGAGCGAGCGAGCAGGAGGAGGAGGAGGAGGAGGAGGAGGACGCCGAGGAGGAGGAGGAGGAGGAGGAAGGAGGAGGCAAAGAAAAGAAGCGGCGGCGGCGGCGGAGGAGGGAGCGAGGAGGCGCGCGGCCCCCCGCUCCCUCCCUCCCCCUGACCCCCGACCCCCGCCGGCCGGCCCCCCGCCCCAGCCCCGGAGGGAGCUCAUGGGAGUAUGAAGGAGAUGGUAGGAGGCUGCUGCGUAUGUUCGGACGAGAGGGGCUGGGCCGAGAACCCGCUGGUCUACUGCGAUGGGCACGCGUGCAGCGUGGCUGUCCACCAAGCUUGCUAUGGCAUCGUCCAGGUGCCCACGGGACCCUGGUUCUGCAGGAAAUGUGAAUCUCAGGAGCGUGCGGCCAGGGUGAGGUGUGAGCUGUGCCCACACAAAGACGGGGCAUUGAAGAGGACUGACAAUGGAGGCUGGGCCCACGUGGUGUGUGCCCUCUACAUCCCCGAGGUGCAGUUUGCCAACGUGCUCACCAUGGAACCCAUCGUGCUGCAGUACGUGCCUCAUGAUCGCUUCAACAAGACAUGUUACAUCUGUGAGGAGCAGGGCCGGGAGAGCAAGGCCGCCUCAGGAGCCUGCAUGACCUGUAACCGCCAUGGAUGUCGGCAAGCUUUCCAUGUCACCUGUGCCCAAAUGGCAGGCCUGCUGUGUGAGGAAGAAGUGCUGGAGGUGGACAACGUCAAGUACUGCGGCUACUGCAAAUACCACUUCAGCAAGAUGAAGACAUCCCGGCACUCCAGCAGUGGCGGCGGCGGCGGUGGCGGCGGUGGCGGCAGUGGCUUCAUUGCUGGCCGGAGAAGCCGCUCAGCUUCUCCGUCUACCCAGCAGGAGAAGCACCUUUCCCACCAUGAGAGGGGCCAGAAGAAGAGUCGAAAGGACAAAGAACGCCUUAAACAGAAGCACAAGAAGCGGCCUGAGUCACCCCCUAGCACCCUCACCCCACCUGUGGUCCCCACUGCUGACAAGGUCCCCUCGGCUUCUGCUUCCUCCCAUCACGAAGCCAGCACUCAGGACACCUCGGAGAACAGCCGGGACCCCAAGGGGAAAAAGUCUUCCAGCCACGGCCUGAGCCACAAGGGCAAGAAACUGAGCAGCGGGAAAGGCGCCAGCGGGUUCACUUCCGCAUCCUCUUCCUCUUCCUCUUCCUCCUCCUCCUCCUCCUCCUCCUCCUCUUCUUCUGGGGGACCCUUUCAGCCUGCAGGAUCGUCCCUGCAGAGCUCCCCCGACUUCUCUGCACUCCCCAAGCUGGAGCAGCCGGAGGAAGACAAGUACUCCAAGCCCGCAGCCCCCUCCCCGCCAGGCCCCCCCUCACCCCCCGCCCCCGAGCCCCACAAGGCUGACCUCUUUGAGCAGAAGGUGGUCUUCUCUGGCUUUGGGCCCAUCAUGCGCUUCUCCACCACCCCCUCUGGCUCGACCCGGGCCCGGGCCCCCUCCCCUGGGGACUAUAAAUCUCCCCACGUCUCGGGGUCCGGGGCCUCCGCAGGCACCCAUAAGCGGAUGCCCACCCUGAGUGCUGCCUCUGUGCCUACCGAGGAGCCCCCCGAAACAGGCCUGAAGGAGAAGAAGCACAAAGCCAGCAAGAGGAGCAGACACGGGCCAGGCCGCCCCAAGGGCAGCCGGAACAAGGAGGGUGCGGGGGCCACAGUGGCCCCCUCACUGCCUGCAGCCCAGCUGGCAGGCUUCACUGCCACAGCUGCCUCCCCCUUCUCCGGAGGGUCCCUGGUCAGCUCCGGCCUGGGUGGUCUGGCCUCCCGCACCUUUGGGCCUGCUGGGAGCCUGCCCAGCCUGAGCCUGGAGUCCCCUCUGCUGGGGGCAGGCAUCUACACCAGUAAUAAGGACCCGAUCUCCCACGGUGGCGCCAUGCUUCGGGCUGUCUGCAGCACCCCCCUCUCCUCCAGCCUGCUGGGCCCCCCAGGGACCUCGGCUCUGCCCUGCCUCAGCCGCUCCCCGUUCACCAGCACCCUCCCCUCCUCCUCUGCUUCUAUUUCCACCACUCAGGUGUUUUCUCUGGCUGGCUCCACCUUUAGCCUCCCUUCUACCCACAUCUUUGGAACCCCAGUGGGUGCCAUUAACCCCCUCCUCACCCAAACCGAGAGCAGCCACACAGAGCCAGAUCUCGAGGACUGCAGCUUCCGGUGUCGGGGGACCUCCCCCCAGGAGAGUCUGUCUUCCAUGUCCCCCAUCAGCAGCCUCCCAGCGCUCUUCGACCAGACAGCUUCUGCCCCAUGUGGGGCCGGCCAGCUGGACCCCACGGCCCCCGGAACCACAAACAUGGAGCAGCUCCUGGAAAAGCAGGGUGACGGCGAGGCCGGUGUCAACAUCGUGGAGAUGUUGAAGGCGCUGCACGCGCUGCAGAAGGAAAACCAGCGGCUCCAGGAGCAGAUUCUGAGUCUGACGGCCAAGAAGGAACGACUGCAGAUUCUCAACGUGCAGCUCUCGGUGCCCUUUCCCGCCCUGCCUGCCGCCAUUCCUGCCACCAACGGCCCCGUCCCUGCACCCUAUGGCCUGCCUCCCCAAGCCGGCAGCAGCGAUUCCGUGAGCACCAGCAAGAGCCCCCCAGGGAAGAACAGCCUUGGCCUGGACAACUCGCUGUCCACGUCUUCCGAGGACCCGCACUCAGGCUGCCCGAGCCGCAGCAGCUCGUCGCUGUCCUUCCACAGCACGCCCCCACCGCUGCCCCUGCUCCAGCAGAGCCUGCCCGGGGCCCCGCUCCCGUCACAGAAUGGGUUGGGCCGGGCACCCGGCCGGGCACCUGGGGCCGCGGGGCUGGGGGCGCUGCCCAUGGCUGAGGGGCUGUUGGGGGGGCUGGCGGGCAGCGGGGCCCUGCCCCUCAAUGGGCUUCUGGGGGGGUUGAACGGGGCCGCUGCCCCCAACCCCGCAGGCUUGAGCCAGGCUGGCGGGGCCCCCGCGCUGCAGCUGCCAGGCUGUCUCAACAGCCUCAGCGAGCAGCAGAGACAGCUCCUGCAGCAGCACGAGCAGCUCCAGCAGCUGCAGCAGCUCCUCGCCUCGCCGCAGCUCACCCCGGAACACCAGACCGUUGUCUACCAGAUGAUCCAGCAGAUCCAGCAGCAGAAGCGGGAGCUGCAGCGACUGCAGAUGGCCGGGGGCUCCCAGCUGCCCAUGGCCAGCCUGCUGGCCGGAAGCUCCACCCCGCUGCUGUCUGCGGGCACCCCUGGCCUGCUGCCCACAGCAUCGGCCCCACCCCUGCUGCCCGCCGGGGCGCUGGUGGCCCCUUCGCUCAGCAACAACACAAGUCUCAUGGCCGCUGCAGCUGCGGCUGCAGCAGUGGCAGCCGCGGGCGGACCUCCGGUCCUCACUGCCCAGACCAAUCCCUUCCUCAGCCUGUCGGGGGCGGACGGCAGUGGCAGUGGCCCCAAAGGAGGGACCGCUGACAAAGGAGUGUCAGCCAACCAGGAGAAAGGCUAAGCCCUCACCUCCUGACUCCCCGACGGAGGAGACGCGUCCUGGCCUGAGGUGGCCCAGCCCAGAGCAGGCCCGCACCCAGACACUGGAGAGCCUGGGGCACAUGGGGCGCUCCUAGUCCUGAGGACAGACGGAGAGGAGAGCUCCUGCCCCUGCUGGCCCUUCCGUGAGGGGCUCAGAGGGAGGACAGGCCGCAAGCCCACCCCAGGAGCACCCGUGCUCAAAAAUGUUUCGAGGUCCCCAGAGAGAAGUGGGCCAAGGCGUAAGUGGGGGGGUUGGUCGGACCCGCCGCACAAAAUGGAUCAGCACUUGCAUGGGAAGGAGUGGGGGGCCGGCAAGCCGGGGAGAUGGGGCCCUCCUUCACGGCCGUUCCUCCCCAGCCUGGGCCGAGAGCAGCAGGGCCCGCCACCCCCCGCCCUCCAACCAGGGUCACAAGCUGAGCUUGUGGGAAACCCUCCCGUGAGGGUCCUGAGGAAGGGGCAGGUUGGCCCUGGGAGGAGGCCCAGCCCCCUCGUGCGCUGCCCCUUGUUUGCACUAUUGGGUUUAGGAGUGCCGAGAGGGUGGAGAGAUGAAGCUGCCUGACUCAGCAAGCGUGUGCGUCUGUGUGUCCAUGUCCGUGUAUGUCUGUGUGUCCCUGGAUCGAGGGCCGCAGGGAUGGGAGCCGAGCCCAGACCCGGCAGCGGCCGAGGUGGGGAGCCCUCAGCUCUUGUUCACCCUCUCCCCAC